UCCCUUCUAACAAAUGGCAGCGUGGCAUAUAUCAGCGAUUUAUCUCGUGCGGGAACAAUGACAACGUGUAUACGUAAUUUCCAAGCAAUACUCCACGUUGUAGGUAUACGGAUAUUCGAGGGUCCGUUGGCAACGAGUUGAUUGCCACAGCGACGCAUAGGAGACUCAAGCAGGACGCUGCAGGGCACGAUCUAUUUUCUUAAAUUUUCCGCAACCACACAAAACUUGGAAAGCGCAAGGAUGGUGAAGCGGACAGUGGCAAUACUAUCCGCACUACUAAUCAUAAGCUUUGCCAGUGGACGCGUCAUCUCGGACGAAGCAGGCGGGAACCUCACAUCGAGUGAAUCUGAUGACCAAGAACCGACAAUCGACCGGAAAGCUAUCGGAGUCGUCAUCGAAAACGUGGGGCGCGUUCUUCAAAACGACUCUGCUAUCAAAGGAGUGAAUUCAACUACCAUGACGACUUUAAAGAACUGGCUUCUGCACGAACUCACCGUCAACGGAACAGUGCUGGACGGAACGGAUCACGCCCUGAUGGGCAACACCCUCGAGCUCUUCGGGUACCUUCUGCAAGACGACGAACAAGAAAUUAUCGAAAUAGAUACGGAUAACGAUUUUUUAAGUAUAUUGUUAUCACUUGGUGAUCUUGCUGCGGAGGUGGCUAGGAACGAAACUCUCGCUGCCUGAUUCGUCAUUGAAUUGCGUGGUCGUUCGUCAUAAUAAAGCGUACAUGUUUGA
Ornithodoros turicata is the source of this 738-nucleotide messenger RNA. RefSeq lists its product as uncharacterized. The record is from RefSeq and is a predicted model, not a curated record. Lineage: Eukaryota; Metazoa; Arthropoda; Arachnida; Ixodida; Argasidae. Bases 241 to 687 code for a protein of 148 amino acids. The transcript is spliced from 5 exons.